AUGGUAAACUUGACCUCAAAGAGUGGAUUUCUCCUCAUGGGGUUUUCUGAUGACCAUAAGCUUCAGGUUCUACAUGCACUGCUCUUUUUGGUGAUAUACCUUCUGGCCUUAACAGGCAACCUCCUCAUUAUUACCAUCAUUACCUUGGACCACCGUCUGCAUUCUCCCAUGUAUUACUUCUUGAAGCACCUCUCUCUUCUGGACCUCUGCUUCAUCUCUGUCACAGUACCACAGUCCAUUGCAAAUUCACUUAUGGACAGUGGUUACAUUUCCCUUGGUCAGUGUAUUCUUCAGGUUUUCUUCUUCAUAGCUCUGGCCUCAUCAGAAGUGGCAAUCCUCACAGUGAUGUCUUAUGACCGGUAUGUUGCCAUCUGUCAACCACUGCAGUAUGAGACCAUUAUGAAUCCCAGUGUUUGCAGGCGUGCAGUGAUCGCUGUGUGGAUGGCAGGGGGCCUCUCUGGGCUCAUGCACACAACUGUUAACUUCUCCAUUCCUCUAUGUGGGGAAAGAGUUAUUCAUCUUUUUUGUGAUGUCCCUCAAAUGUUGAAACUUGCCUGUUCUUAUGAAUUCAUGAAUGAGAUUGCAGUGGCUGCAUUCACAUCCUCAACAGCAUUUAUCUGUCUGAUAUCCAUUGUGCUCUCCUACAUUCGGAUCUUCUCAAUGGUGCUGAGAAUCCCAUCAGCAGAGGGCAGGACCAAGGUCUUCUCCACCUGCCUACCACACCUAUUUGUAGUCACCUUCUUCCUCUCAGCUGCGGGCUUUGAGUUUCUAAGACCUCCUUCAGAUUCCCCAUCAGCUGUGGAUCUUAUGUUCUCCAUAUUCUACACUGUAAUACCUCCAACGCUCAAUCCAGUCAUCUAUAGCUUGCGAAACGAAGCCAUGAAGGCAGCUCUGAAGAAGGUGCUGUCAAAAGAUGAAUUUUCUCAGAGAAAAAUGUAUUUUAAAGCAAUGUUUAAACUCUAA
Marmota monax (woodchuck) is the source of this 963-nucleotide messenger RNA. Its product is annotated as olfactory receptor 14J1-like. Gene Ontology annotation, molecular function: olfactory receptor activity; G protein-coupled receptor activity. NCBI's taxonomy places the organism in Eukaryota, Metazoa, Chordata, Mammalia, Rodentia, Sciuridae. Gene Ontology annotation, biological process: G protein-coupled receptor signaling pathway. The record is from RefSeq and is a predicted model, not a curated record. Gene Ontology annotation, cellular component: membrane.